Messenger RNA from Diorhabda sublineata, 453 nucleotides. RefSeq lists its product as uncharacterized. The transcript has 3 exons. Bases 32 to 427 code for a protein of 131 amino acids. NCBI's taxonomy places the organism in Eukaryota, Metazoa, Arthropoda, Insecta, Coleoptera, Chrysomelidae. The record is from RefSeq and is a predicted model, not a curated record.
CGGUGAAUAAUCUUUAUCGACAAAAGAAAGUAUGAAUCGAUUUCGUAAAGUAAAAGACAACAGUAAGAAAUACUGUCUAGUGAGGUUUAUUGAGGACAAAAUUCUGUACAUAGUACCUACAAGGCAGUUGACUCCAAUUGAAGGAGAUUUGGUGUGGGCUCCAUAUAAAAAAAUGGGCUUUUAUGAAGCUCAUAUAGUUUUUCUCAAUAAUAAUAGAAAUAUAUUGGAAAAAAAGAAACGAGAUAUCCAAAUGAGUGAAGAUAUUGAAAGUCUGAAUGAUAUGAAUACUGCAAUUUCUACAUCUAAUCUCUGUGGUAAUGAAGAUAAUUCUAGAUGUUAUCCUACAUAUGAGGCAGAUGAUACAAAAAUAAAUCAAAGUAAGUAUGGUACUUUCUCAAUAGACGUGAAUUUGUUCUUAAAAAAGUAAGUCUAUGUUCAACUUAUAGUUGUUGC